Molecule: messenger RNA, 1637 nt
Organism: Haliotis rufescens (red abalone)
Lineage: Eukaryota; Metazoa; Mollusca; Gastropoda; Lepetellida; Haliotidae
Product: IgGFc-binding protein-like
Exons: 3
Coding region: 74-1351 (425 amino acids)
Source: RefSeq, a predicted model, not a curated record
CUUCUCAAAUGACCACUUAGUAGGUAAUACAGCAGUAGAUAGUGUGCCAGGUGCGCGUAGUAGAAGCUUCAGUAUGUUUAUUUGCUAUACCAUCUUCGCCCUCGUACUGCUACAGGUUGAAGGAAGGCUCAAUUAUGAAGGCAAGACAUUUACGGUAGCUUUCUUUCCAAACUAUGUGAGCAUGUAUGGCAGGUCUGUGACGGGGCACCUGUAUUUUCGAAGUCAGUCAGGGGGCAGCUGCUCCGUCACCGACGACGAUGGGAAGGUCCACCAAGUCACACUCAACCACACGAAGGACGCCUUCACACAGUUUGAUCUGCCUGGCGGGAAAUUCUACAGUCUCGGCAUGUACGUCCAGAAGAGGGCCAUCUUCGUCCAGUGUACCGAGGUUGUUCAGCUGUACGGUCUGAGCAGCAGAGACAGUGAUGUCGGAGCAGCAUCAGCCUUUAACAUCCUUCCCACGACAUCACUGGAUAUGUUGUCCGAGUAUAUCAUUCCAUCGGUGCCAAACAACGCCAUGCUUGGGGUGGUUGCUAUAGAGAAUAACACGUCGGUCACUGUUGACAUUAAAUCUAACUGUCCCUCUUUCGGAAACGGAGAGACUAAAGUACUUAAUGCCCGAGACGUAUACCAAGUGGCGUCUCUUGAGUCUGGGAGGGGAGUGUAUUGUACCCUCGGAGGUACACGCAUUAAAAGUAGUAAACCGGUAGCUUUAUAUACCGGCGGAGUGAUACUUCUUUAUCCGGGAGUCCAUGGCGAUCACGUGCUGAAUCAGGUACGACCGCUAUCGCAAUGGGGACGUGAAUAUAUCGUACCUCAGGUCAUUAACAUGGACAAGUACAAUAUUCGUAUUGUUGCAGCACAUAAUGACACCAAUGUUGCUAUAUUUGGAAAAACAACCACGUCAUUUGUACUUAAUGAAAAACAGGUUCACCAAGAAGACCAUGCAACCGACGACAACGUUUUCAUUUCGGCUACCAAAUCUAUCCUGGUAUCCCAGAUUGCUGGCAACGACCAGGGAUAUGACGUGUUCGGCUCCCUUGUCCCUCCCAUCACUGAAUACGCGUCAGAGUACGUCAUCCCCGACAUCCAGGCGGCAGGAAGACAUUUCAACCUCAAUGCCACUAUCAUCACGGAAUCGAAAUGCGUCCCCGACAUCGGGGUCAAGGCCACGUGGACGUCGUUCCAAGCUGGUUCGCGAGAGUUCUCCGUGACAACCAUACCAGUCAACAACACACUGACGGAGAUCAAGAGCAGCUCACCAACGUGCACUUUCGGCGUGCAGAUGACUGGGUUUGCCACCUAUGAAGCCUACGCAUACUUUGUGACACCGUUUGGUCCAAACUUUUAGUCAGGAUGACGUGGACGAUGUGCGGGUUCUAUGUGAUUUAUCAGUACAGAGCUGAAAAGGCGGCCCACAUUUACGGGAACACCACUGCAGUAAUUAUGUAUCUUCUGAAAAUCACCCUGAUCAUACUAAACCUGUUCACUGUUUCGCUUUUCAACAUCUGUCUAACAUAACCUUUAAUUGUACCUUAUAAUGUUCUACCAUUGUAACCAACGAUUUCUUUGGUUUGAAUAUUACAAGCCUUUUUGUUUUGAAGGUAUUUCAUAUUGGAAAUAAAAAAAGGAUCUUU